CUUCUCCCUUCCCUAUCUCAAAUCCUCCUCUUCUUUUGUAUUUCAGUCAUUUACUUUUGUAGCAGAAAAAAAAAAAAAAUGGAAGCCGGUGGUAAAUUGAAGAAGGGAGCCGCUGGAAGGAAGGGCGGCGGUCCGAAGAAGAAAUCGGUUUCCCGAUCCGUCAAAGCCGGUCUGCAGUUUCCGGUCGGGAGGAUCGGCCGGUAUCUGAAGAAGGGACGUUACUCUCAGCGGGUCGGAUCCGGUGCACCGAUUUACAUGGCUGCCGUGUUAGAGUACCUCGCUGCUGAGGUAUUGGAAUUGGCAGGAAAUGCAGCGAGGGACAACAAGAAGAGCAGAAUAAUUCCGAGGCAUUUGUUGCUAGCUGUGAGAAACGACGAGGAGCUGGGAAAACUUCUGGCCGGAGUGACGAUUGCUCACGGCGGAGUUUUACCGAACAUCAACCCAAUUCUUCUACCUAAGAAGUCGGAGAAGGAGGUGGAGAAGGCGGCGUCUAAAUCUCCGUCCAAGGCCACCAAAUCUCCUAAGAAGGCUUAGUUUUAAUGUUGCUUGUUUAGUGUUGGGUUUAAUGGAUUUGUUAGGUUAAUUUCCUUGUUGGCCUGUAGAGAGAGAGAGAGAGAGAUGUUUAUAAUUGGGAUGAUGAUUUGUACUUUAAUCUUUAGGGGAGGAUCGUUGUUUAGAUGAUUGCUUUUCUUUCUGAAACUUGUUUGGCUGUUCA
Messenger RNA from Erythranthe guttata (spotted monkey flower), 715 nucleotides. RefSeq names its product histone H2A. The record is from RefSeq and is a predicted model, not a curated record. NCBI's taxonomy places the organism in Eukaryota, Viridiplantae, Streptophyta, Magnoliopsida, Lamiales, Phrymaceae. Gene Ontology annotation, molecular function: structural constituent of chromatin; DNA binding; protein heterodimerization activity. Gene Ontology annotation, cellular component: nucleosome.